ACCGCUUUGACACUACGCCGCAGAAACAAUCAUGGCUGCCUGUUUGACAACCUGUGUCGUCCGCUAGCUGAGAUAUUCAUUAAAACUGCUGAUUUCUAAUUUUCAUUCUGAGAUCUAUGAGACUAAUUUAGAUACAAACAUGCGUGGCGUUCUCAUGGUGGCUGAAAAGCCAUCUUUGGCAACAUCUUUAGCCCAUAUACUAAGCAAUGGACACUCCACCAGCAGAAAAGCAAUUAAUGGAGCUUGUUCUGUUCACGAAUGGCAAGGAACAUUCAGAGGGGAAUCUGUCUUCUAUAAGAUGACCUCAGUGUGUGGUCAUGUGAUGUCACUUGACUUUAUCAGCAAGUAUAAUAAUUGGGAUCGUGUUGACCCUGUUGAACUCUUUACUUGUCCAGCUGAAAAGAAAGAGGCUACUCCUAAACUUCGCAUGACUCAAUUACUUUCUCAAGAGGCUCGAGGUUGUGAUUUUCUGGUUUUAUGGCUUGAUUGUGAUAAAGAAGGAGAGAAUAUCUGCUUUGAAGUCAUAAAUGCUGUUGAAGGCUUUUUAAGGAGAAGUGUCACAGUCCCUGAUGUUGUUUGGAGGGCUCACUUUUCUGCAAUUACUGAUAAAGAUAUCAAAGAAGCUAUGGCAAAUCUUGGCAAACCGAAUGAAAAUGAGGCUCGCUCUGUUGAUGCUCGACAAGAGCUGGACUUAAGGAUUGGGUGUGCUUUCACCCGCUUCCAGACAAGAUUUUUUCAGGGAAAGUAUGGGGAUUUAGAUGCAUCCUUAAUUUCAUAUGGGCCCUGCCAAACACCUACUUUAGGUUUCUGUGUCCAAAGACAUGAUGAGAUUCAGACAUUCAAACCAGAACCUUACUGGGUCCUCCAGGUGGUUGUUAAAACGGCUGAAGGGAGAGAAGUGAGUCUUGAAUGGGAUAGAGUUCGAUGUUUUGAGAGAGAAAUUGCUCAAAUGUUUUUGGUGCAAUUGAAAGAGUUUAAAGAAACAGUAUGCUCAAAGGUAUCUGUAAAAGAAAAGGCCAAACAACGCCCUCAGGCUCUGAACACUGUAGAAUUAAUGAGAGUUGCAAGUUCAGGUCUUGGUAUGGGGCCUCAUCAUGCCAUGCAGAUUGCUGAACGUCUGUACACUCAAGGAUACAUCUCAUAUCCAAGAACUGAAACUACCCAUUACCCAGAGAAUUUUGACCUGAUAGGGACUUUAAGACAGCAGCAGAAUAGCAGUGAAUGGGGGUCUGAAGUCAAAGAACUGCUUUCAUCUGGAAUUAAUAAACCCCGGAAGGGAACUGAUGUAGGCGACCAUCCACCUAUAACACCCAUGCGUGCCGCAAGUCAGUCUGAGCUGGAUGGUGAUGCUUGGCGCCUCUAUGACUACAUUACCAGACACUUUAUCGCUACACUAUCAAAAGACUGCACAUACUUGAGUACUACUGCAACAUUUCAAAUUGGGAAUGAAACUUUUACCUGCACGGGAAAGACUCUUCUUGAUCCAGGAUACACAGUGGUCAUGCAUUGGCAAGCACUAGGGAAGAAUGAAACUGUUCCAAACUUCGCGGAGGGUCUGACGUAUGAAAUUCAAGAUGUCAGAUUGGGAGAGUGUCAAACGUCUCCUCCAGACCAUUUAACUGAGUCUGAACUGAUUACAUUAAUGGAAAAACAUGGUAUAGGUACAGAUGCCUCAAUACCUGUUCAUAUUAAUAACAUUUGUGUAAGGAACUAUGUAACUUUAGGUUCUGGAAGACGCUUAAUACCAACAACGCUGGGUACAGUUUUAGUGCAUGGAUAUCAAAAGAUUGACCCUGACUUAGUCCUACCGACCAUGAGAACGGCUGUAGAGGAGCAAUUAAAUUUAAUUGCUGCAGGUCGUGCUGAUUUCAAUGCAGUUCUUCAUCACACUACAGAAAUUUUUAAACUCAAAUUCCAGUACUUUGUGAAAAAUAUAGAAGGCAUGGACAAUCUUUUUGAGGUCUCCUUUUCCCCUAUAGCAGCAACUGGAAAGGCUCAUUCUAGGUGUGGUAAAUGCCGCCGGUAUAUGAAAUACAUUCAGACAAAACCAUCCAGACUUCACUGUGCUCACUGUGAUGAAACACUUAACUUGCCACAAAAUGGAAACAUAAGAAUUUACAAGGAGCUACGUUGCCCUCUAGAUGAUUUUGAACUCCUCUCAUGGUCUGCCGGCUCAAAGGGACGAUCCUACCCAUUCUGCCCCUACUGCUUUAAUAAUGCUCCUUUCCGUGAUAUGAAAAAAGGUAAUGGGUGUAAUCAGUGCACUCACCCAUCAUGCCCACAAGGCAUGUAUAGUCUUGGUGUUUCAAGCUGUGUGGAGUGUGAGUCAGGUAUCAUGGUCUUGGAUCCAUCAUCUGCUCCAAAGUGGAAGCUUGGCUGUAAUAAGUGUGAUGUUAUCAUUCAUGUAUUUGAAGAAGCUCACAAAGUUACUGUGGAGGAAGGUAUCUGUGAAUGUGGUGCUCAGCAUGUCAAGGUUGAGUACCGAGAGGAUAGAAGUCGUUUGCCCAAGGAAGCCACAGAGGCUACAGGUUGCAUCUUCUGCUCCAGCUUCUUUGUACCUUUGGUUGAAAAGCAUCGUGCAGUGCAGAGACCAAUGAGCAAUCGAGCCCCCCGCGGACGUGGAGGCGGCAGGGGCAGAGGCAAAGCAAAGGCCCGCCCUCCUAAGGAUAAGAUGGCUCAGCUAGCAGCGUAUUUUGUGUGAGUUUGGUUAAUACCUAUAUUUCUCUAGGCAUGAUCCUAUUUCAGUCUCUCUAUUUGUAGUGUUUCUAAAUAUAAACCAAUUUAAAACACAAACCUUUAGUGGGAUGUGAACUGAAUUUUAUUCAGUUACAAGAUAAAAUAUCAGGCCAAUAUUGAACUGAAUAAAGUUAAAACAAAAAUACAGAUCUGUUGGUUAGUUGGUCUUACUUUCUGUAAGUACGUUUAUGUGUAAAGCUAAUAUUCAAUAUUAUUUAUUUUCUUGAUGGGACACUGGACUCAUACUACAAAUAUCAGCAAAACAUAUUAAGGUCUAAAGUUGAAAUCCAAACCAGGAUUUAGCUUUUGACAUUCAUUUGCCAAAUUUUUUGAAUCUACAGUUCUGUGUUCCGUUAUUAUUUCAGUAGGGUUUCCCAGUAGGUGUCUAACAUAAAUGGUGAAUUUAUUAGUAUGUCUAUGUUUUAUUUAUUUUUACCAAUAUUUGGUAAAGCUAAUGUAUUGCAAGGUGUUGUAGGACAUUAUGUCUUUCCCUUAACUUGUGAUUUGCUAGUUGUAUUUCUCCCAAUGGAGACAAAGUUUGUAAGCUACCUGUAUGUACUUUACAUAACUGUGCUCAAUUUCAUGUGAGCUGAAAAGUAACUGUUGCUUGUUACUGUAUGUCUGUAUGAAAUUGAAUUUCUAUUCCUGAUGUAAGUCGAAAGUGACUAGUCUCUUUGUGGUAUCUCAUAUGCCAAUUUUUUAUCUGAUUGGAAACAAUUUUCCAUCUGAUAAGAAAUAAGUCCUGGUUCUUCCCAUUCGUGACACUUUCCUUGUCACCUUAUAUCCUUAGGCUUAGUUGUUAUAUCGAACCAAUGUGCAGUUUAUUUGCGCCAUUUUAAAUUGUGAUUGUAGGAACACAGAGAGAUAAUGGUCUUUGCUGUCAUUCAUUUAUUUCAUUAUAUACAGCUGCCUAUAUUAUAAUAAUCAGUCGCACAAAGUGGCAUUUCAAAAUUUCAUGCACAAGGGAAGAAGAGGUUUUAUGAUAAGUUUUUAAAGUGAAAGAUCUUUCAAAAUGAUGCACUGCUGCAUUCUAAAAUUGGAGCCGUCUUCUUACAGUUAAAAUGUCAAAGUACUGAUUUCAUACAUUCAUCAAUUUGCAUUUGUUAUAAUUUUACCAGUUCUUCACAACUUUGUUAUUGAGAAAUGGUAGGAUCUAUUAUUUCUCUUAAUCAUCUGACGUUGAAGGGAAGUAAAAUGCAGGGGUCCGUAACUUAUUGAAAAUGGGCCUUAAACGUUAAUUUAAAUGUUAAUGUUGAACGCCAAACUUGUAACGAGUAAGUGGCACUUAACGUUAUACGAUGUAACUUUAAGUAUAAGUUAGCGCAAUCCCCGUUACAUAUUCAACAACAAUUUAGUAAACGGAUGAUUGUGCGUUACCAACUGUAACAAUUAAAUGAAACUCGAGAGUUAAAAGUUACUGCUAUAACGUUCACGUUAUAACACGAAACUAGCUCGAUGUAGGUUAGUGUUAUCACACAUAACUUAUAGUUAACCAACAAACCACCUGUCAUCUGACAGAGGUGCGUAUGUCACAAAUUUGGAAUUUUACAGGGGAAGCUCUUUUCUGUGCCAUCAAUCUUUUUUUUUAAAGAAAUGGAUGUAACAGCUAGAAGUUAU
This is a messenger RNA of Frankliniella occidentalis (western flower thrips), 4353 nucleotides long. It is a transcript of the gene Top3beta, whose product is annotated as DNA topoisomerase 3-beta-1. The transcript is spliced from 14 exons. Gene Ontology annotation, molecular function: DNA topoisomerase type I (single strand cut, ATP-independent) activity; DNA binding. Lineage: Eukaryota; Metazoa; Arthropoda; Insecta; Thysanoptera; Thripidae. Gene Ontology annotation, cellular component: nucleus. The record is from RefSeq and is a predicted model, not a curated record. Gene Ontology annotation, biological process: DNA topological change. Bases 140 to 2701 code for a protein of 853 amino acids.